AUGACUAAGCAAAAUUCAAUCGAAGAGAAAUACACACAACCCCAACACAACACUGAUGUCCAAUCUGAACCAAAGAAAAAGAAAUUCAGAUGGACUGUUGAUACAUCGGAACAUCCACCUCAAGUGUUUAACUGGACUUUAUAUUUAUCCAUCUUUGUAUUUGGUAUCUUAGGUGCUGCUAGAGGGUAUGAUGAAGGUAAUAUUGCAGGAAACAUUGCUCUUCCAUCAUUCCAAACAAGAUUUGGUUUGAAUGACGAAUCAAAAUCACCGGAUUACAUAGCUAAUCUUAAGUCGAACAUUACGUCUAUGGUUCAGUUAGGUUGUAUCGGUGGUGCCAUAAUUGCCGCAAAAACUGUUGACUACUUGGGUAGAGUUCGUGCCCUUCAAAUGAUUUGUAUUUUAUGGGUUGCUGCUGUCAUUAUUCAAAUAACAUCUAGCCUGGUUGGUCAAUUAUAUGCUGGGAGAGCUAUAGAAGGUCUUGCUAUUGGACACACAACAUCUAUUGGACCUGUCUACCUUUCUGAAGUUGCUCCAAGUCCUAUUCGUGGUUUAGCCAGUUGUAUCUUUGCUGGUGCUGUUUAUUUUGGUAUCUUGAUUGGAUACUUGGCAAACUAUGGUUGUAUAGCAACAGUUCCAGCUACCAUUGAUGGAAAUAUUAACGAUAACCAAUGGAGAUAUACCCUUGCUCCAAAGAUUAUUCUUGCUGGUUUAAUCUUCAUCAUGUCAUUCUUUUUCUGUCUUGAAUCUCCAAGAUGGUUAUUGAAAGUGAACAAACCUGAGCAAGCAGUGGAAAAUUUAUCCAAGUUGAGAAACUUACCUCAAGACCAUGCAUAUACCGUUGCUGAAUUAAGUGAUAUUCAUGAACAAGUAUUGAGUGAGAAGAAUGCUACUGCUAACUCUAAUAUCUUCAACAUGUUAAAGAGACUUGUGACAGUCAAGAGUAUUGCUUAUCGUUUCUUCUGCAUUGCUGGUGCUGCACAAGUUCUUGGUCAAUGGAGUGGUGCUAAUGCCGUUACAAUCUAUUCCAACGAAUUAUUUGCUCUUGCUGGUAUCAAGGGUUCCAUUGCUACAUUACAAAUGUCUUGCGUCUUGGGUACAGUGAAACUUGUUGCAGCCUAUGCUGGUGCAUUCUUUAUUAUUGAUGUUCUUGGUAGAAGAAAGGCUUUGUAUACUGGUCUUACAUUGCAAAUGGUGUGUAUUUUAUACUUUGCUAUUUUCUUAACUAUUGUCCCACAAGCUGCUGAUCCAAAGGGUGUCUUAUCUCCCUCAGAAGCUAGUGCUUCAAAAGGUGCCCUUGCUGCUAUUAUCUUGUCUGGUGCAGGUUGGACUAUUGGUUUUAAUUCUAUUCAAUACUUGAUUGGUUCUGAAAUCUUCCCAUUGGACAUUCGUUCGUUUGCUCAAUCUUUAGUUAUGGUUUUACAUUUUGCUAAUCAAUAUGGUAAUUCCAGGGCACUUCCAAGUCUUAUUCUUGCCUUGAAACCAUAUGGCGCAUUUUAUUUCUUUGUUGCCGUGAUGGUUCUUGGUCUUGUGUUUGCAUUCUUCUUGCCUGAAUUACAUGGCAGAAGUUUGGAAUCUAUUGAAGAAAUCUUUACAUUACCUUGGUACAAGUUAAGACAUUCAACUACACUCGUUCCUGACCAUUCUCAAGUUCAUAUUGUUAAUGUUAUUACCAGAAGGAGUGUUGUUACUAAUAAUUUGGAUUCUAACAAACCCGAAGAGAUCUUUAUAGAAAAGAAGAAGAAUAUUGUGGAUGAAGAAUGUGAAGUUGGAAGUAGAUACAGUAAGUAG
Messenger RNA from Hemisphaericaspora subhashii, 1788 nucleotides. RefSeq names its product Hgt17p (gene HGT17). Gene Ontology annotation, cellular component: membrane. Gene Ontology annotation, biological process: transmembrane transport; carbohydrate transport. NCBI's taxonomy places the organism in Eukaryota, Fungi, Ascomycota, Pichiomycetes, Serinales, Debaryomycetaceae. The coding region runs from base 1 to 1788 and encodes 595 amino acids. The transcript has a single exon. The record is from RefSeq and is a predicted model, not a curated record. Gene Ontology annotation, molecular function: carbohydrate:proton symporter activity.